Molecule: messenger RNA, 255 nt
Organism: Acaulospora colombiana
Lineage: Eukaryota; Fungi; Glomeromycota; Glomeromycetes; Diversisporales; Acaulosporaceae
Source: the annotation of a GenBank genome assembly
AUGGGCAAUUUUCUUUCGCGAGAAGAACAAUUGGAAUUCAUGGAAACACAAUCCAUGCGCAAUAGUUCUGAUGAAAUAAAGAGGAAUAUUAACGCACCUGAUGCCGUUGAAAACGGAAAAGCGCCAAUAGAAGAGCUAAAAGUUGAAUCAAAAGUUCCAGAAAAUCCUUUUGAUCUUGAGGCGAUAAAGCCACCCUUGAUGCAUCCCUUCUUGUUUAUUGAAGAUAUUUGCAUAAUGUUUAACAUUGAGCGGCCA